Molecule: messenger RNA, 321 nt
Organism: Parastagonospora nodorum SN15
Lineage: Eukaryota; Fungi; Ascomycota; Dothideomycetes; Pleosporales; Phaeosphaeriaceae
Exons: 2
Coding region: 1-321 (106 amino acids)
Source: RefSeq, a predicted model, not a curated record
AUGGUGCCCGCAUUACGUCCACAAGAUGCUUCGAUCUUGAAGCACCAUUGGAGAUUCGGCACGCUAUCUAUGCAUAGAUUCGUGCCAACAACUUACACGCCCAUCAACAUCCGCAGGGUGACGCUGCGCCUGAAGAAGCUUCACACAAAGAGCGUCACUGCGGCUAUGCUCGGCCGGAAUGAGUGGAAGAUUCGCUGCUACAACGCACUGGGCAAGAUGGGGAUACGAACCGAGCCUUCGGUCUUCUCCUGGAAGAAACUAGAGAAGACAGACAGUGGACACUUGGUAAAGGGAUUGAAGCGCCCCUUAAAGCACCGCUGA